Thecamonas trahens ATCC 50062 is the source of this 5000-nucleotide messenger RNA. RefSeq lists its product as uncharacterized. The coding region runs from base 1 to 4995 and encodes 1664 amino acids. Gene Ontology annotation, biological process: cellular response to mechanical stimulus; detection of mechanical stimulus; regulation of membrane potential. The record is from RefSeq and is a predicted model, not a curated record. NCBI's taxonomy places the organism in Eukaryota, Apusomonadida, Apusomonadidae. Gene Ontology annotation, molecular function: monoatomic cation channel activity; mechanosensitive monoatomic ion channel activity. Gene Ontology annotation, cellular component: membrane. The transcript is spliced from 2 exons.
AUGGUGGCCGAGGAGGAGCAGCAGAUCAUGGCCAAAGUCGGACGAGCAGUGAUCCCGAUGGCGAUGGCGCUGGCGCUGGCGCUGGCGUUGGCGUUGGCGCUGGCGCUGGCGCUGGAGGAAGAGAUGUUGCUGGCUCUGCAUCUGAUGCCGAUGCCGAUGGCGGUGGUCGUGGCCAUGGCAAUGGUCGUGGUCAUGACGAUGGUCGUGGUCAUGACGAUGGUCGUGGUCAUGACGAUGGUCGUGGUCAUGACGAUGGUCGUGGUCAUGACAAUGGUCGUGGUCAUGACGAUGGUCGUGGUCAUGACGAUGGUCGUGGCCAUGUCGCCGGGGCCGUCUGUGUGGUCUGCCGCUGGAGUCGGUGCUGUGCCUGGCUCAGGUUCUGGCUCAUCGGCAUCAUCGGCAUCAUCGGCAUCAUCGGCAUCGUCGCCAAAGUCGUCGUCAUCGCAGACUCGGCUGCAGUCGUGGUGGAGUACGACCAAGGCGAGAGUGGCCGAGGGGUGGCGAUGGGUGGUGAGCUCUCGACCAAGGCGGUAUGCGCGCGAUGUGCUCAUCUGCAUGCUUGCGGGCGCGGCGGUGAUCAAGGCCAACGCUAUCGGCCUGGGCUACCUCGUUCUCGCGGCAGUGCUUGUGGUGAGCACGCGAGAAAAGGCAAGCCGGCGGCGGAUGGUGCUGCGGGCGGUGGUGGCGGCGGCGAUGGGCUGGCAGUACGCCAUGGUGGUGGGCGGGCGCGGGCGGGUCCGGUGCGACCAUGAUCUGGGCUCGAUCUGUGGCUCAGGCGUGUGCUCGCCGCUCGGCUCGUGCCUGUGCAAGCCCGAUGCGGCCGGCGGCGGGUGCGAGACGGCUCGGCGGCCGGGUCUCCGGGUCGGAUGGGAUGCGUCGCUCGCCGAGUGGCUCGGCCUCCUCAUGACCAAUCGCUGGUUCCUCGUCCUCGACGCGCUUGUGGUGGCCGCUGCGUUUGCCAUUCCGUCACAGACCGGUCUGUCCGCCGAGGACGCCGCGGCCGACGAAGAGGUGGCCAGCGAGGUUGCCGGGGCCGAUGCGGUAGAGUCAGCCGUUGGAUCGCCGGCCGCCGAGAACAAGGCAGCGUUGGCCAUGACGGCGUCGGCAGCAACCGACGCAGUGCUCCGGCACUCGUAUCGGGUCGUCCUGCUAGCAAUCCUGGUGGCUGUGGCCGGGCGCGAGGAGAUCACCUUGCUCUCGAUGGGCUACUUUGCCAUUGCGCUCAAGUACCUACGGCUAGCGGACUCGAUCCUUCCGCGCCGUCGCAAGCUCUGGGGCCUCCUCCAGCUCUACAACUUUGUGGUCAUCUUUGCCAAGAUCGUCUUCCAGUUCCCGCUUGUCCCGCACGACGUAGCGCCGGUCGUCCAGGCCAACAUCGGCUUGUUCAAGCUCCCCUACUCGAAGCUCUUCUCAUCGGUUGGCCUCGGCCUCGACAUCAUCAUCUUUCUCCUCGUCCACGUCCAGGCCGUCGCCUUUACCUCGGCCCGGUACGAGAUCUUCCACGCCCGCAACCUCGCCGCACUCCGCCACGCCAAGAUCAAGGCCGCCUACGUGCGGGCCCAGCGCCGGGCGGCCGAGGAAGAGGUUGCAGCUGCGCGCGCCCGCGAGGACAUCAUCCGCCGCGAACGCACUGCUCAGCUACGCGAGCAGCGCAAGCAUCGCAAGGCCCUGUUUGACGUCGACUCUGCCGCCGCUCAUCUCGAGGCUGUCGCCCGAUCGCGUGGAGUCUCGCUCGCCUCGCCGCCUGGCGAGGUUGACGACGGCGGCGGAGACGCCGUCGCCAUGGACGAUGUCGAUGUGGCGGUGGACAAGAAGGCGCUGUCGUCGUCGCCGCAUUCGCUCGACUCGGACUCGGACUCGGACUCCGAGUCCGAGUCCGAGUCCGAGUCCGAGUCCAAGCCGCUCAUAGUCAAGAUCAAGGACGCGCUGGCGAGUGUGCAGCGAGCGGCGAUGGCGGUGGUAAGCUCCGGGCGUGACAAGGCAGGGGCCGGCGGAGCGCGGGUGAUCAAGUGGGCACUGUGGGCGGUGGACAGCGAGAUGUACGAGACCGAGAAGGUGCGGCGGGCGAUGCUGACCGAGCACACCCAGUUUGCCACCGAGGCCGAUGCGGCGCUGCUGGGCGCGAUGCGAGCCGAGGGCAAGGUCGCGCCGUUGGCGCCGCAGGUUGUGAUGCUUGCGGCAGAGCGGCAGGCGCUUCUGGGAAAGCUGGCGGCAAUGGAUGAGGCCGAGGACGCGUUGGAGGCAAGCUUGGCUGAUGGCGCCGCAUCGGCCGUCCUGCUACGGUGGGAGCGUGUGGUGGCGGCGGCGCUGUACGCGUACAACAACGAUCCGUACUACAACAUGAGCGCGCGUGUCCGUGGGCGGCUGGAGGCGGUGGAGGCCAAGCUGCCGCGGGCAUCGACGGUUGCCAUUGCCCUCUUCGCGGCUCAGCGGCUGGCCUACCACUCGACGAUGGUGGGCGUGGCGCUGGCCAUGGUCCUCGCGCACCUUCUCGGAGCCUCGAUUCUCUCGUCGGUCCUUCCCAUCUCGCUGGUCUUGGUGGGCCUUGUGCGCUACCCAGAGCCAUCGCUGGCUUACCUUGUGGGCAUGUCGCGGUACGUGGAGGCGAUGAUCAUGAUCAAGCUCGUGUUCCAGCUCCCGCUCUUCUGCAUCAAGGUCUUCCGCGACGUCGAGUCAACGUCGACCCGGAUCGGGUACGCGUUCAACACCGCAGACACCUCGUGUCCGCCCCUCAUCGCCUCAUCGUACAGCAAGCGGCUCUCGCUCCCGUGGGUCAUCGGAGUGGUCAAGUCGAACGAGACGGUCUUUCUCGCUCACGUCGCCAUCGAUCUCGUCGUCCUUGUUGUGCUGUACAUCCACAUGUGGAUCAUCCGGCGGAAGGGGCUUGACAAGGAGGAGGACGAGAGAGAGGAAGAGGGAGGAGUGGAGGAGCAGGAAGAGGCGAGUGACUCGGGCUCGGGCUCGGACUCGGGCUCGGGCUCGGGCUCGGACUCGGGCUCGGGCUCGGGCAAGGUGGCGCAGAUCAAGGCGAUGGUGGCGGAGAUCAAGAGCCAGAUCAUGGGAUUUGUCGAGGGCGUGUAUGCGGAAAAGGCGGCCGAGGUGGAUACGUAUAUGGCAACGUUUGGGACGGAUCUGGCCUCGUUUGUCUUCACCAUCUUUAUCUGGGGCGCGUUCCGCAAGGACGACGGGAAGUCGACCAACUUUGUGCAGUUCCUCUUCGCCAACCAGAUUCCUGUCACCUUUAUCGUUGUGCUUCUCGCGCAGUUCAUCCUCAUUCUCGCCUAUCGGGCCGUGUAUCUCAAGCAAUGGCUGACGGGCGCGCUGGUGUAUGCGUGCGGAGUGACCAUCGGCCUCCACGUCUUCCUCUUUCUCUACGUCCCGCAGACAACGGCCAAGCCGUUUACGGCCUCGGGCGCGCUGGUGGUCUUCUACAUCCUGCGGAUGGUAUCGCUGGUCCUCGUGGCCAUCCAGAUCCGUUGCGGCUUCCCACGAUACACCUCGGGGCAGGCGCUGACCCAAAAGGCCUCGAAGAUGGGCGGGUAUGUGUUCUCGGCCUACCUCGCCCUGCCGUUUGUGUACGAGCUGCGGGUCCUUCUCGACUGGAUGUGCACGCCGACGACACUGCUCUUCUACCAAUGGCUCCAGGUCGAGGACGUGUUCUCAUCGGUCUUUCUCGUCAAGUGCCGGCUGCUCUCCGAGGCCGCCACUGAGCGAUCGCGCGGCGAAGCGCGGCCUGCGGCGGUCAAGCUCUCUACUGGCUGCGUCCUGCUCGUCUUCAUGGUCAUCAUUCUCUGGCUCCCGCUGUUCAUCUUCUCAUCAGCGAAUCCUGCGCUGGCGGCCAAUCCUGUGGAGCGAGUCACGGUGAGCAUCCAGCUCGACGCGCUGGCGCCGCUGUACGAGGCGAUGGUGUCGACGGAGACAGGCGAUCUGGCUGUUGUCCGCGAGGUGCAACCUCUGGUGGGCGGAGCCACAAACUUUACCCGGACAGUAGAGGCAUCGUCCGGCCUGCUCUCCGAGUCGCUCUUUCGCAAGGAUGCGGUCCAGGUGGCCUCGCUGCCGGUCAUCUCGCAGCGGGCCUGGCCUGUGCCGCGGGCGUUGGCAGCGCAGGCGGCGGCGGAUCUUGCAGCGGCCGGGCGCGGUGAGCGGGUGGCGCGGCUGGUGGUGCGAAUGCGAGUCGAGCGGGUGAAGGAGCAGGAGCAUCGGGUCGUCGCCGCCAACUACGGCCGCGAGCUGAGUCAGGCCGAGGCCGGGGAGCUCGGGAUGAUGCUAGGCAACGCGAGCCGUGGCGCCGGUCUCAGCACCGAUAGUCUGCUGGAGGCCGGAUGGAACGUGACCGGGCUUGGGAUCGGGCUCACCAAAGUGCUGCCCCGGAUAGUGGUGCUCGGCGCGCCGGCGAGUCCGCUGAGCGGGAGCGGGGCGACGACCAUUCCGCUGGAGAUCGGGGCGCUCUCGCUGAGCGACGGAAGCGUGCAGUGGUUUGUGAGCCAGCGGAGCGAGGCCGGGAUGUGGGACGCGGUGCGCGGGAGUGGGGCGCGGCCGAUGAUCUUUGUAUACUCGAACGAGUUGCCGGACACGGUGCUUGCGGUGCUCGGCGGGCUCAUCGGAGUCUACGUCGGCGUUGUGCUCGCCAUCGGGCGGAUGCUGCGGUCGUACGUCUCGGGCGUGGCCCACUCGAUCAUGUUCAACCACCUCGAGCCGAACCCGGACCCGAUUCUCACGCUCUGCCGCGACAUGGCUGUGGCGCGCCAGAGCAAAGCUGGCCUGCGGCUGGAGGAAGAUCUCUAUGGCGAGCUUGUCGAGCUGUAUCGGUCGCCUGAAGCACUCAUCGCGCGAACCAAGGGCGAGAUGGCGGCCAUGGCCGAGCUAACCCGUGAGCAGAGCCAGGCCGCGGCGGCGCGGGCACGCGAGGCGCGAGUCCGGGCAAGAGAGCGGGUCCGGGAUCGGGCACGGGCACGGGCAAAGGAGCAGGAGGAGGAGAAAAUGAAGCUCGAGUAGUGAUG